Molecule: messenger RNA, 1153 nt
Organism: Tribolium madens (black flour beetle)
Lineage: Eukaryota; Metazoa; Arthropoda; Insecta; Coleoptera; Tenebrionidae
Product: slit homolog 1 protein-like
Exons: 1
Coding region: 111-953 (280 amino acids)
Molecular function (GO): protein binding
Source: RefSeq, a predicted model, not a curated record
AUAUCAAUAAUUGGCUUGUUUACAAUAAAAUUAUAAUCUCGUGUUAUCUAAUUUGCGCAUAAACAAAGUGCAAUUGCAGAAACUGAUUCAGUUUAAUCUCAAACACAGAUAUGUGUCUGAAAAUCAUCUUUUUGUGCCUGAUAUUCAGUGUUUUCGGUGAUGAACAUUUUGAAAUAAAUAAUUUAACGUUUUUGGUGGAACCCGAGGGCACUUACCGUCUUCUUGGCUACAGUCCUGCUGAGAAUUUAACAGCAGGAAUCAUCGCAAAUGUCGAAGAUAUGCAAACUUUGUUUUUGAAACACGAUUCGAUUCGGGAAAUUCAGCCUGGAGCUUUCCAAAACUUGCCAAACCUCAAAGACCUCAUAAUACAAUACAGCGAGCUUUCGAAGAUCCCAGCAGGAAUUUUCAACAAUUUAUCAACAUUGUCGUAUUUGGAAUUGGGUGAUAAUCAAAUCUCGUACGUUGAUCCGCACGCUUUUGAUAAUUUGACUCGUUUGUUCUCGAUUCGUUUGGGUAACAAUAAAUUGGAUAAAAUUGAUUCGCAUUGGUUUGAGGUCAAACCUGCCCUUAAAUAUAUCCACCUCGCCGGUAAUUUAAUCAAAAAAAUUUCCGCCGAUUCAUUUGAGAGUUUAAAAGGGCGAAAAUCGACAUCUUUGUUUUUGGGAGAUAAUCCUGUGGAGACAAUCGAAAACGAUGCUUUUAAAGGAUUUGAAGAAAUUCCAGUUUUGUCCUUGAAAAAUCUCAAUCUUACAUCUCCCGGAGCUUUUCUUCAAGGUCUCAAAAUUGGAACUUUGGAAUUCGACGGAAAUAAAUUUAAAUGUGUAGAAAAAGAAGCUUUUGAUAGUGUUUUUGUGGCUAAUACGACUAAAAUGAGAUCAAAUUCGCUGGCGGCAGAGUGUUUGAACAAAAUUCGACUUUGGGCCCAAAAACACAACAAAACUGUUUUGACAUAGUAAUUUUUAUUUUACAGGUCCGUGAUUAUCUCCCAUUCCUGAGAAAAUGUACAUUUUAGAACAAUUCGUUGUUAAUUUGCUGAAACAUUCUAAGAAUUCCUGAAGCUUGUCUACCAAAAUUGACGUUUCACUAUGUAUUUCCACUGUUUCACAUUUAUUACUCUUAUAGAGUUGUGUAUAAAUAGACAAAACAUAUUUUU